This is a messenger RNA of Vespa mandarinia (Asian giant hornet), 2418 nucleotides long. RefSeq lists its product as uncharacterized. The record is from RefSeq and is a predicted model, not a curated record. NCBI's taxonomy places the organism in Eukaryota, Metazoa, Arthropoda, Insecta, Hymenoptera, Vespidae.
CAGACGAUGACUCCUAACUCGGCUAUUUUUAAAUUCGCGUAUUCAUAAAGCGGGUCAUUUAAACAGACUCUAUUUUCAAAUGUCAAACGCUUGAAUUUACAUUUUUAUUUUUCUUCAUUAAAUUGAUUUUCACACGUAUAUAUAUAUAUAUACAUAUAAAAAGAGCAUUACCUGCUUCUUUCAUAUUCCUAAUUAAGUUUUACAAAAGAUCAUUAACUACUUAUCUACGUGUAACAUUUUAUAUAAUAAGGUUUUAAAUAGAUCCUCUGACCCACACAGUUUAUUCGGUAUCCGUACGUCGUGUUAAAUCUCUAACAGCAAAGUAAAUUACAUUUUCACAUGGCAAACAUGUGCGAACUAGAAACGUCACUACCGAUAGAGGACUUUGAAGGACUUAUAAAACAAUCUCUUGGUUCUGGUGUAAAAAUAAAAAAUGUAACAUGGAAACAUUUAACUGAUCCAGGAGAAAAUUUUGGCAGUUUGAUAUUGGGUGUUACCAUCAAUACUGUAGAGAAUUCUUCUUCAAACGCAUUGAACGUAGUUGUAAAACUUCCACCAAAAUCCGCAUAUCUUAUGGAUUUAUUUAACAGUCCAUUAACAUUUAAAAAGGAAUUAAAGUUUUAUAGUGACAUUGUCCCGGCUUUAAAGGACAUUUACCGUUCGUAUAAUUUACAAGAGGAAGUAUUUGUACCACACUUCUUUGGCGGAAGAUUAGGCUUAAAAAAUCCUAAUGAAUUUGAUUCUCAGGCUGUCAUCAUUUUAGAAAAUCUAGUAUCAUCCGGUUAUUCGGUACAAAAUCGAAUUAUAGGAAUGGAUAUAGAACAUAUUAAAUACGGUGUUAAAGAAUUGGCAAAGUUACAUGCAAUGAUCAUCGGUUUAAAAGUAAAGAGACCAGAUUUCUUUGAAAACUCUGUACUACCGAUUUUAGUUUCUCCAAAUAAUGAAACUGCCGUAAAAUGUAUUAUGGAUAUGAUUCAUAAAGCAAUUGAUGAUUUAAAACAUUUAGAAGAGGCUAAACCAUAUAUGAAAAGUAUUGAAGCUACAUUAAAAUCUACAAACAUGACUGAUAUAACUAACGAAGACGAUUUAUGGAAAACGAUGAUACAUAAAGAUUUUUGGGUGAACAAUAUGUUGUUUCGUCAUGAUGCUUCUGGACAUAUAACUAGUAUGAAAAUAGUUGACUUUCAACUUUGCAUUUAUAGCUAUGGCGUAGAAGAUCUUAUAUUUUUUUUAAUAUCUAGUGCUAAGAAAGAAGUUAUUGAUAAUAACUUAGAUGAUAUGAUUGAUUUAUAUUACGAUUCCUUUAUCGACGUUUUAAAAAUGUUAAAAGUAGAUACGGAACAGUAUAGUAAAAGUAAAUUUCUGGAACUGUUGAAUAAAUGUGCACCUAUAAAAUUUUCACAAUGCAUUAUGAUGGUGCAAGUAAUACAAGCUUCUCGUACUACUCAUUCUGAGGUGAAAAAUAUGGAAAAUACUGCAGAAUUGUUUAAAAGAGAAACAAGCAAAAUAGGCAAUCAGAAAUUGUUACAUAUAGUGGAGACAUUUGCAAAAAAAAAUUGGUUAUUAUGAUAAAAUUAUAUCUGAUUUAAAUUAUAUUUUAAAUCACGAUAUAUUGUAGUUAUAUACAAUAAGGAAAAAUACUUACGUAAUAAAAUACUAGGACAUUAAUAUUAUAUACUAAACAAAUUGAAUUUCUAAAAGAAAUUAUACUUACUUCUAAAAUAUCCGCUACUGCAUCUGGUAAAUUGAAUUCUCUAACGACCCUUAGGCGCACUUGCCUAUUAAUUUCGCUUCUCGAAGAUAAAGGUAGAUCUAUAGCUCGUAGACAACUUGGGGAUUGCCUUAAUUUUUGUUCCCGUUUAAGCAUUGCAGCCAUUGUUGAUGAAUCUGGCACUAAAUAUUUUACAUAAUGUAGUACAUUUUAAAUAUAGUUUAUUUGUAAAAAAGAAAAAAAAAAGAAAAAAAAGAAAAAUAAGAAAAGAACUAUAUACAAUGUAUAUAAUACAUUCCUAUAAGAUUUGUAUAGAAUAUUAUUGGAAAUUAAUUAAUAUAUAUUGAAAUAUAGUAUUUAAAUAUAUUAUUUUAAAAUAUCAUAUAUAUACAUAGUCUACUUAAUUUGAAGUAAAAUCGAUACAAAAAAAAAAAAAAAAAAAAUUAAUAAUAUUUAAAAAGAUAAUAUAAAUAAAUGGUAAAUUAAAUACCUGGAAAUGCAGCUGCAAGAACAUCUACGCCAGCAGUGCCCAUAGUUCUUGGUUUUUCGUCAACCAUAUAUAGCGCAUCCGGUAUAUCCGCAACAUAUCGUGUUCUUUGCAAUCUAACAAGAUCCGUAUCUUGGACUAUCUGUUCUUCGACUAAAGACUAAAAAAAUGUAUGAAAUGAUUUAAUACAUAUUUAAUAAAAAAAAGGUGUACAAAUUUU